This is a messenger RNA of Knipowitschia caucasica, 621 nucleotides long. The record is from the annotation of a GenBank genome assembly. Lineage: Eukaryota; Metazoa; Chordata; Actinopteri; Gobiiformes; Gobiidae.
AUGGUAAACCAGGCAAACCAGUUCAAACACACCAGUGACGUCAGGCUUUAUGUGUUUGACUUCAGCCUUUUGUCAACAACAGACGGAAAACUGCGACUCACACGACAAAGGGGCCUUCCGUACCCGUUUUGCUCCAGUCCCGGCUCAAGUUCCUGCUCCAGCUCUGAGGCUUUACGUCCCGGCCUCGGCUUCGCGUCCCGGCCCCGGCUUCGCGUCCCGGCCCCGGCUUCGCGCCCCGGCUUCGCGCCCCGGCUUUGCGCCCCGGCUUCGCGCCCCGGCUUCGCGCCCCGGCUUCGCGCCCCGGCUUCGCGCCCCGGCUUCGCGCCCCGGCUUCGCGCCCCGGCUUCGCGCCCCGGCUUCGCGCCCCGGCUUCGCGUCCCGGCCCCGGCUUCACGUCCCGGCUUCACGCCCCGGCCCCACGCCACGGCCCCGGCUUCAAGUCCCGGCCCCGGCUUCAAGUCCCGGCCCCGGCUUCACGUCCCGGCCCCGGCUUCACGUCCCGGCCCCGGCUUCACGUCCCGGCCCCGGCUUCUCGUGCCGGUUACACACCCCGGUCCUUCCUACGGUCCCCUUCCUCCCUCGCUGGUUUUGUUUUUGGGACGUCUGGCAUCCGUCCCUUGA